GAAUUUGUCCUAUCAUUCAGCGUGACAGCUGAUUUGUGUGCAAUUAUAUUUGAUUAUUAAUUUGUUUGUUGUUUAAUUAUUAUUAUAAUCAAAAUGACUGUGAUAAUAAUUCAGAGUAGUGAUGUGCAUAUAGUUGCCAGCGUUAAAGUCAGCGAGGGAGCUGCCGCAGAGAUAUUUUGCUUGGACACCAAGACUGGCAUCACUUACACAGAACAGUUGUCUGCCAUCAAGUUUGUGCCGCGCGUUCGUAAAACAAAUAAGCGCGUCUACAUGUCGGAGACUGUCAUUCGCUCUGCCAUUGCUGGUGCGCAGCCUGUGGAGGCCAAGUUGAGCGUUGCCAAUGUGCAUGAUGACAGCAGCGGGAGUGAGAGUAACAGCGAGAUCGGGGAUGCUCAAAAGGAGACAGAGGAACGCACUGUGCUUGCUCUUAAGUACCAUGUGGGUGAGGCACGCACUGUGCUCAACUGGCAGUGGCAUCUGUCCGUCAUCAACGUGGAGACGUUCUAUCAGGCCUUGCUGAAGGACACACUGCAUGCGGCGUCAUAUUUGAGCGACACCGUUGACGAGUUGGUGGACGUGAUUAAGAAAAAGGAUAUAGAAAUAAAGCAGUAUCGCUUGGAAGGUGCUAAACUUCGUCGAACUACGGUGGCCACCGAACAUUUCGAUGAGACAGCUCACCAAGUGAAGCAUAAGGGAAUAAUGAAUGAAGUAUCCAACUAUGCGGAGGUCGAUCGUGCACUUAACGGCAUUGGCGUAGAAAUGAUUGUCAAAGAAGAAGCACCAGCUGAAGAGGUCAAGCCGAUGGCUAACGUUUCACCACAAGUGGAUAAGUUCAAAGAAACUUCUAAACGCUCCAGAAAGCGCAAGGCAUUAGAAUCCAAAACAAAGCACGUGGAGCUUAAGGCAAAGCAGCGUCGCGAAAAGCCAAAGAUGCAGUAUAAAGACACUGAAAGCCAGGAAUCUGAUUUAAACUUAAUACUUAAGUUCGAUGAUGACGACCUUGAUGAAGAUGUGAAACCAAAGCUGAAUUCAAAUAGUCUACCACCAAAAGCAGAACUUCAAGAGGUGGAAGUGAAGACAGAGACAGGGGAAGAUGAUGACAUUUCCGAUAUUAUGGCCAUGAUUAACAGCACUGUCAAGCAGUCCGCAAAAGUGUUUAGUCACAAUAGCAAUAACAACUAGCCCACAAUCACAGAAUUACCGACAAAGAUAGAAACAUACAUUUUCGUGUUUGUGUCUCCAUCUCUUUCUAUGCUUUGAUCAGUUUUCUUGUGAGCUACACAUAUUGUACAUACUAGUUUUAAUAAAAUAGGUGCAAAAUACUAAA
This is a messenger RNA of Drosophila sulfurigaster albostrigata, 1327 nucleotides long. RefSeq lists its product as uncharacterized. Gene Ontology annotation, cellular component: nucleus. The coding region runs from base 94 to 1182 and encodes 362 amino acids. The transcript has 5 exons. The record is from RefSeq and is a predicted model, not a curated record. Lineage: Eukaryota; Metazoa; Arthropoda; Insecta; Diptera; Drosophilidae. Gene Ontology annotation, biological process: double-strand break repair.